Messenger RNA from Exophiala oligosperma, 2038 nucleotides. RefSeq lists its product as uncharacterized. Lineage: Eukaryota; Fungi; Ascomycota; Eurotiomycetes; Chaetothyriales; Herpotrichiellaceae. The transcript is spliced from 7 exons. Gene Ontology annotation, molecular function: carbohydrate:proton symporter activity. Gene Ontology annotation, cellular component: membrane. Gene Ontology annotation, biological process: carbohydrate transport; transmembrane transport. Bases 316 to 1926 code for a protein of 536 amino acids. The record is from RefSeq and is a predicted model, not a curated record.
CCCGUCCGCCCAAACCUGGAGAAUGCCCAUCCCUCCAGGAAGACAGCGCCCCCCAGACUUUUCUCCCUACCUCCUUUACGCCAGGGCCUUGCGGGGAUUGAGCCCGAACAAUAUGGCGACCCAACAUCUCGAGGGUAUUCGAUAAGCGAGCACGACGGUUGGGUCUCCUGCACAGGGGACUAGAACCACUCGUGGAUUUAAAGACUCCCCGGUGUGCCCUUAUCGAAGCAGAACCCGUGUUCUCUCUCUCCCACUACCUACUCCAUCAUCCUAGACACCCUGCUGAAUCCCUUGAACCUACCAACAAAUACAAUUAUGCCUGUGCAGAUUGAGUGGGAGAAGAUCCAGCCCAAGCUGAAAUGGACCAUCCUGAAUCAGCAGAGGGGCUUCGCCGCCUGGGCUAUCUUCACAUCGAUUGGGUCGAUGAUGUUGGGUUUCGACUUUGGACUUUCUGGCACUCUCACGGCUUUUGGCCCGUUCAAGAAACAAUAUGGUGAACCAUAUCCUAGUGUAGCGGGAGGUUAUCUUAUCCGAGCCCCCAUUCAAUCUGGAUGGACAGGCGUGUCUACUGUCGGUGAUAUCGUAGGUAUCUUCAUCUCAGGAUACCUGCUCGACUGGGUCGGAAGAAAACACACCUUGGGCAUUGGAGCAGUACUUACGGCGGCCGGUGUUGCGGUCCAGAUCGGAGUUCAGACCUGGCGAGGAUUUAUGGUCGGCCGACUUGUCAAUGCCAUCGGGUUUGGUAUUGUCUUCCUGGUCACGCCUGUUUUCAUCGGAGAAGUGUGCCGGCCCGAGGUCAGAGGAACUUUUCUCUGUAUCAUCAACGGAUCUAUUGUCUUUGGGCAAUUCCUUCUCGCAUUGGCUGCCAACUUUUGUGCAAAGAGAACCGAUAAGUGGUCCUACGAGAUCAUGAUCAUCCUGCAAUUCGCCUUCUGCAUCGUCUUGUUGGCCGGCUAUCCAUUUUUUCCAGACUCGCCAUUCUACUUCCUGAACAAAAGUGAACCUGAGAAAGCCCGUAGAUCGCUCAACAAAAUCCACGGCAGUUCCGAUCAGAGAUUGAUCGAGGCUGAGAUGGUCCGACUGCAGGAAAUGGUCAAUACCACGAGGCAUAUGCAAGAGCUGGCCGGAGAAUUAGGUCCUCCCAUAUUGCAAAGUUUCAAGGGGAAGAAUUUGAAACGGACUCUGACCGCAUGUUUGAUGUCUGGUGCCCAACAAUUGAUCGGAUCAGCCUUCGUUCUGGGGUACAUCACCUAUUUCAUGGAACUUAUCAACGUGUCCCACUUCUUCACCGUGUCGGUCGUGUUGUACGUCAUUAUGUUGCUGUCCAACAUCUCGGCUUUCUUCGUGAUUGAGUAUGUUGGUCGGCGAAAGCUUCUCGUGUACGGAAUCAUUGGUCUCACCCUGACGGAAUUGCUUAUGGGAAUCAUGGGCUGUGUUAGUGCCUCAGGCGCCAUCUGGGUCAUCCUUGUCAGCAUCUUCCUCUGGGCUAUCAUCUACCAGAUGACUGUGGGUGCAGUGGGAUUCGCCCUCGCUUCAGAAGUCCCGACACCAAGAUUGCGUCCAGCAACGAUGUCUUUGGUUGGUUUUAGCCAAGGUGCAACUGGAUGGCUGAUUGGUUUCGUUGUCCCCUACAUGAUCAACCCCGACGCCGGAAAUCUAGGUGCCAAAGUCGGCUUUGUUUUCUUUGGUCUGGGUGUUCCUCUGAGUAUCGCCUUCUUCUUUCUUGUCCCAGAAACCAGGGGCCUCAGUUUUGAGGAGAUUGAUCAUCUCUACAACAACAAGGUCGCCCCGCGUAGAUUCCAACAGAUUAUCAUGGUAGAGCGAGAACGGGAGGCCGAACAGGGGGUCAUGGGACACGGCAAGGCGGACGCAGCGGUGGUGAGUGAGGUUGAGAAAUGCGCACCACCUCUAGGACAAGGUCCUUGAAGCAGACACCGGCCGCCGCGGUCGAUGGCUCGAAGGGAAGAAGUAGGACGGAAAUUCCUACCGAUGAAGAUGCUGCAUUACUUAGGACAACAUCACAUCGUGCGCGAGUGUA